Protomyces lactucae-debilis is the source of this 1258-nucleotide messenger RNA. RefSeq lists its product as uncharacterized. NCBI's taxonomy places the organism in Eukaryota, Fungi, Ascomycota, Taphrinomycetes, Taphrinales, Protomycetaceae. Gene Ontology annotation, cellular component: cytoplasm. Gene Ontology annotation, molecular function: ubiquitin protein ligase activity; zinc ion binding. The record is from RefSeq and is a predicted model, not a curated record. The transcript has a single exon. The coding region runs from base 44 to 1192 and encodes 382 amino acids.
CCUGCAUCCAGCGAGUCAACUUGUCAAGUAUCCUGGCUAGAGUAUGGAAGCAGCAGAGAGCCUGCAUGAGUAUCUGAAGCAGCAGGAUGCGCUUGAUAAAGAAGCGCGAGCCCUGUUUCCCUAUGAUUUUUCAGCUUGUUCCUUUGAUGAAGGCUACGUGAAGCAGCAAGUCUUUGCGUGCUUGACGUGCACACCCGCUGUAGCUACAGCAAUAAAGGGAGAGGCAGAGACGACUGCUACAGCUAUACAACGAGGGGGCGUAUGCUAUGCGUGCUCUAUUGCUUGUCACGGCGAUCACGAACUAGUAGAACUCUUCAAUAAACGCCAUUUCCGAUGCGACUGUGGCAGUGAUCGUAUCAGCGCUGAAGCAGCCUGCACGUUGCUCAAGGCACGCAGACCCAUCAAUACGGAGAAUCGGUAUAAUCAAAACUAUGAUGGCUUGUUUUGCUGGUGUCGCGUCCCGUAUGAUCCGGAAAAGGAAGCGCGCACGAUGUUUCAGUGCUUGCAAUGCGAAGAUUGGUAUCAUGAUGAUUGUAUACAACAGGGAGAAACGUUGCCGAAUGAGGAUUACUUUGACCAGUUCACUUGUCGGACGUGCAUGGCGGAUAUGAGGUGGUUGAAGCGGUAUGCCGGUCAGGAUGGAUUCGAUGCGCGUGCAGCAGCUGCUCAACAGGUUGUGGAUGAGCAGGCAAAGACAAAGACUGAGGACACGCACGAGCCAAGAGAGGAUGAACGGCCUGCUAAACGCGUCAAGGUGGACACCGAGACGGUUGAGCCAGCGAAUGAAGCAACAGAGGCACAGCCUGCUGAAACAUCUGACACUGUCUGCAAGUGGAGCAGCCUUCCCGAGCAAGAAGUGCACUCACUCUUUUUGCAAGAGGACUUUCGCUCUGCAUUGUGCCUCUGCGAGGCGUGUGCUGAGCGUAUGGCACCCUACCCAUUCCUACAAGGAGAGGAGGAAGUGUAUGAUCCGCCGGAAGAUGAGGAUGACGGCGGGGAGAGUGUUUAUGAGGCCGGUACGCGAGCUAUGGCGGAGACACUCGACCGGCUACCGCGAGCACAGGCGAUUGAAGGUGUGCUGCAGUAUAGGAAGUUGAAGGAGCACUUGACACGGUGCCUGCGUCCGCUGGCUGAGCAGGGUGAGGUUGUGACUGCUGAGCAUGUGCGGGAGUUUUUUGAGCGGAAGCAGUAGUAGUAAUGAUAUGAGUAUAGUAGUGCAGUAGUAGUAUGAGUAUAGUCUGAUCGUGUAAGUAGUAGC